AUGUUUUUAACGGGUAGUUAUAUUUCAUAUAAUGAAUUUUUAUAUGACACUUACAAAGAGUACACAGUAUCAGAUUAUUCAACGUCGUAUUCAAGACAAUUAGAAUAUAAAUUAAAACAACUACCUAUUUUUCAAAAGUUGAACCAUCCAAACAAUACCCAUCAAUGGUACAAAUUAAGUAGCUGGGAAAAUUUGGAUCGAAAUGUAUUAGAUAAUGUUGCUAGUAUAAAAGAUGAAGAUGGAUAUAAGGAACCAACGUUAACAAACCAAACAUUACGUAAACCAGGGGGGAUUUUUAUUAAACCUGUAAUUUUUCAUAAUAUAGAAACUGAUGAAGGUGUAACUAUUUUACAUGUGGGUUAUAGAUUAUGUGGAUAUCCAUUUAUAGUUCAUGGUGGUAUAAUUGCAACUUUAUUAAAUGAAACUUUCAAAAGAAAUGCAAGUUUAUCUAAAUUCACAAGUUCAAAUUUAAAAGAUGAUUUUAGAGUGGAAAAUUUGACUAUAAAUUAUAAAUUUCCAACAUUUGCUAAUCAAUUUUUAAUUGUAAAGACCAGAUUGAAAGAAGAUAGUAAAGAUAAAAAAACAAUUUUAUUAGAAAGUUGUAUUGAAAAUGCAAAGGGAAAAUUAUUAGUUAAAAGUACUGCAUUAUUACAUGAUACUGGUAGAGCUACAAAUAGAAUAAAUGCUGAAGAACAAAAGAAGAAGCAAUCAUGGUGGUGA
Molecule: messenger RNA, 720 nt
Organism: Insectozyma verbasci
Lineage: Eukaryota; Fungi; Ascomycota; Pichiomycetes; Serinales; Debaryomycetaceae
Source: the annotation of a GenBank genome assembly